AUGUCGGCUGCCCUGCUGCGCCGGGGCCUGGAGCUGCUGGCAGCGUCCGAGGCCCCCCGGGCCGCGACGAGCGGGACGCCGGCGAAACGGGCGCGGAAGGCCAAGGCGAGCCAGACCCCGAAACUGCGGAGCUCGGCCAAGGGGAAGGUCCCCAAGUCUGCCCUGGCCGAGUACCGGAAGCGGGAGUGUCAGGACCACCUCAAGACAAACCUCAAGUUUAUGACCAGUUCAAGGAGCACUGUGGCCGAGGCCGUGACCCAGCAGAUUCUGCGGCAGAACCGGGGCCGCAAGGCCUGUGACCGGCCAGCAGCCAAGCCCAAGAAGAAGAAGGCCGAAGGCACUGUGUUCACUGAGGAGGACUUCCAGAAGUUCCAGCAGGAAUACUUCGGCAGCUAGACGCCCUCAGAGCCUUGUGGGACCAGCUCAGGCGCAGCACCUGCAGUCUCUCGGCCUCCACUGGCCCCAGGAUGCUGCCACGCCAUGCACAGCAUGAGCAGCAGGUAGCCGUGGUGGACCAGCCUAGCUCCUGGGAGCCCCGCAACUGGCGUUUCAGUGGGGGUGGAAUAGAGCUGGUGAGUGGGAAGCCCUGGGGAUAUCCGCGGACUUGAGCCUCAUGCCCAUACAGAAAGGGACAUUUGUGAUUGCUCUGUUUGCUUUUGCCCAGGAGGGGCCUCUGGGCUGUUUGCUGAGGAACAAGGCCAGUCCCCAUGUCCUCAGCAGCCAUGCCCCCAGGAAAGGGAAGUAGGGCUCGAGGGAGUUUCCAGGCUUUAAUAAACAUGAGCCGGAGUUGUGUGCAGCUGA
Molecule: messenger RNA, 801 nt
Organism: Ochotona curzoniae (black-lipped pika)
Lineage: Eukaryota; Metazoa; Chordata; Mammalia; Lagomorpha; Ochotonidae
Gene: RPS19BP1
Product: ribosomal protein S19 binding protein 1
Exons: 4
Coding region: 1-396 (131 amino acids)
Cellular component (GO): nucleolus
Molecular function (GO): enzyme binding
Source: RefSeq, a predicted model, not a curated record